CUGCAGAGGUUCGAUGACCCAAAGGAGAGGAGCAGGAUCAAGAAGUUGUUCGAGAAGGCUGAACUUUCGGCUUCCUCAUACGACACCGCAUGGGUAGCCAUGGUUCCUGCUCCAACAGCUUCUAGUACUGAUCGUCAUGAUCAAGUCCCUUGUUUUCCUGAAACCCUGAACUGGAUACUGGAGAAUCAACACAAGGAUGGCUCUUGGGGUCUGCCUUCUGCCGCUGAUGAUCGCACCAGAAACCCUAACUUGCUCCUGAAGGACUCGCUUUCGUCGACUCUGGCUUGUGUUCUUGCUCUCAAGCGAUGGGGCGUCGGGGAUCAACACAUUCACAACGCCCUCGGAUUUAUAGGCCGCAACUCGGGUUCACUCACCGAUUCAAGCCAACAAGCGCCAAUCGGCUUCGACGUCGUAUUUCCCGCAAUGAUUCAAACAUGCGCGCAGGAUUUCGAUUUGAAUCUCCCGCUCAAUUCCGCGAACCUUGGCGCCAUGUUCCGCAACAGAGACUCCAUUCUCAGCUCUGCCGCUCACCAUCGAUCCGGUGGCCGCGACGCUUUCUUGGCCUACAUCUCUGAAGGAAUGGGGAAUUCUCCCGAUCACUGGGAAACCGCGAGGAAGUUCCAGAGGAAGAACGGCUCCCUCUUCAACUCGCCGUCCGCCACCGCCGCCGCGUUUAUGCACCUUCGCGACGCCGAUUCGCUCGGCUACCUCCGGUCGAUCGUCGACGUCAAUUCCGCUGCGGUCCCGGCAAUUUACCCCAACGGAAUCCAGACCCAGCUCUCUUUAAUCGAUGCAAUCGAGAGUUUGGGGAUCAAUCGGCUUUUCGGCGAAGAGAUUGAGCAGGCAUUGGAUGAGAUCUACACGAGCUGGAUACAGGGAGAUGAAGAGAUCUUCCUCGACCCCACAACUUGCUCCAUGGCGUUCAGGAUACUGCGCCUCAAUAGAUACCCUGUCUCUCCAGACGUGUUCAAUCGGUUCACAGAAGAUCGAUUCUGGGACGAUACGAUGGAAGGGUAUCUGAAAGAUGAGAUGGCAGUGUUGGAGUUACACAAGGCCUCGAAUGUUUUGUACCCAAAUGAGUCGAUUCUUGUACACCAGCAGUCCUGGACGAACGAGUUCUUGAUGAAAUCGAUGGAAUCGUCCCCAAAUUCUGCGAAUCGGACUAGGUCAAGAGCUAGUGAAUCCAUUUCCACGCAGGUGGAUGAUGUGCUUAACUAUCCGUUCAAGGGGGAUUUGGAUCGGUUAGCUCACAGAAGAAACAUUGAGCAAUACUGUACUGAUAACACCAGGACAUUGAAAUCCUCUUUCAGGUGUUCAAGCUUUGGGAGUGAAGACUUGCUAAAACUAGCUGCUGCUGAUUUCAACUUCUGCCAGUCAGUGCACCAGAAAGAACUAAACCAACUCAUGAGUUGGCUUAAGGAAUACAAGCUGGAAGACAUGAGAUUGGCCAAGGUGAAGAUGGGAUACUGCUACUUCUCAGCUGCAGCUACUUACUACGACCCUGAGCUCUCCGAUGCCCGCAUCUCGUGGGCCAAGCACAGCCUUCUCACCUCUCUCAUUGAUGACUUCUACGACAUCUUCGGGACCGCAGAGGAGCACCUCAACCUCCUGGAGCUCUUCGAGAGGUGGGAUGUGAAUGGCCCCAGGGCAGAAUUUUGUACAGAGGAAGUGAAAACGUUCUACUGGGCACUUCACAGUGCUAUUUGUGAGACAGUGGAGAAUGCAUUUGCCUGGCAGGGGCGUAAUGUCAUGGACCAUGUUGUUGAACUUUGGGUGGAUGUGUUGAGAACAAUGCUGGAAGAAGCAGAAUGGUCGCGAACCAACACGUUGCCAACACUCGACGAAUACAUGAGAAAUGGAUACAUUUCAUUCGCUUUAGGACCCAUUGUGUUGCCUUCUCUGUACAUGGUUGGACCUCAGCUCCCAGAUGAAGUGGCUAAGGGUCCAGAAGUCCACCAUCUGUUCAAAGUUAUGAGCACAUGUGGGCGCUUGUUGAAUGAUUGCAGAAGCUUCCAGAGAGAAGCUGAAGAAGGGAUUUCGAACGCGGUCUCGUUGCGAAUGAGCCAGGGGAUUGACACUGCAGAGGAAGCCAUUGAAGAGAUCAAAGGGUUGAUUGACGAGCAGACGAAAGAACUGCUGAGAAUGGUUUUGGAUGAAAGGAACACCAGUGCGGUUCCCAAAGAAUGCAGGGAGUUGUUCUGGAAGAUGAACAAAGUGUUACAUAUGGUUUACAAGAAGGAAGACACCUACAAUUCCACUAAAUUGGUCCAAAUUGCAGAGUCUGUGAUUAAGGAGCCCAUCUCCUUGUCUGUCAUGGAUUCACGUGUAAUUUAA
Linum tenue is the source of this 2334-nucleotide messenger RNA. Lineage: Eukaryota; Viridiplantae; Streptophyta; Magnoliopsida; Malpighiales; Linaceae. The record is from the annotation of a GenBank genome assembly.